Molecule: messenger RNA, 7530 nt
Organism: Ixodes scapularis (black-legged tick)
Lineage: Eukaryota; Metazoa; Arthropoda; Arachnida; Ixodida; Ixodidae
Product: inactive tyrosine-protein kinase 7
Exons: 13
Coding region: 234-3500 (1088 amino acids)
Biological process (GO): protein phosphorylation; dendrite self-avoidance; axon guidance
Cellular component (GO): plasma membrane; axon
Molecular function (GO): protein tyrosine kinase activity; ATP binding; cell-cell adhesion mediator activity
Source: RefSeq, a predicted model, not a curated record
GCUUUGAAGGAAAGCCGACUUCGGCGGCGGGGCAGGCGGGGGGCAUUCAGUUUGGGAGAGGAGUUGUCUGGUGGCGGAGGUAGCGUGGUUGAGUUGGCGUCAUGGCGGUGAGUUUGUGUCGGCGUGCGGAAGCUUUGUGAUCUUUGUGCGUGCCGACGGAAGCGACCAUGCCAUCGUGAGCCGCAGCGCGCGAAAACUUCGCCCCCGGCGCGGCUCGAGAGACAUCGACCCGAAUGGAUUUCCCACUGAGGCUACUGACACUGCUGGCCUUCACCGGUCCCUGGUGGUGCCAGGCGGUCAGCGGCCAGGACACCUUCUACUUCAGCCCGCAGCCCGCCGACGUGCGCGUCCGGCAGGGCGAGAGCGCGACCCUGCGCUGCGGCGUGUCCAAGAGUGACCGCAUCAGCUUCUACUGGACCCUGGGCGGCGAGGCCGUGCGCAACACGACGCGGCGCUUCCAGCAGGGCUCCGACCUCCGCGUCACCCGAGUGGACCCCAGCCUGGACCUGGGCGAGUUCAAGUGCAUCGCCACCAACGCCUCCACCGGAUACUCGCUGGCGUCCCAGGGGGCGCAGCUCAACGUCCUCUGGAUCGGCGACCAGGCGUCCGUAGAGCUGCAGAGCCCCGCUUCCCCGGCCGACUUGGCGCCCGGCGGCGACCUGUCGCUCCGGUGCCGUGUUGACGGCGUGCCGGAGCCUCAGCUCGAGUGGUUCCACAACGGCGUGCGACUGUUCCGCAGCGAGCGGCUGUCAUUCCGCGGUCGUCGCAUGCACCUGGCGUCGCUGACGGCCGCCGACAACGGCAUCUACUCGUGCCGGGCCACCAGCGAGGCCGGGAAGGUGGACAGCCAGACCAACUUCGCCCUGGUCCUCGAGGGCGAGAACGUGCCCCGGAUCAGCGUGCUGCCCGGCGACGUGACGGUGCGCCGAGAAGCCACGGCGAGGCUGGACUGCGUGUACGACGGAGCUGCCGUCACCGAGUGGUACGCCAGGGACGGGGAUGUGCCGCUUACCAACUCCUCCAAAGUCACCAUCCUGCCCAACUCGUCGCUGCUUGUCCACAACGUCCAAGAUGUGGACGGGGGCCUCUACCGCUGCGUGGGCGUCAGCGAGGACAAAAACGCCCCGCAGCAGUCUUUUGUGGCACGGCUCAGACUUGCCUUCCUGGAAGACUUCAAGGAGUCGUCCAUCGAGCCGCCACUGUCCCCGGACCGCCAAGUGGUGGUCCCAAAGAACGGGCAGCUGGAACUGCUGUGCGUGGUGCCCCCUGGCACGCCCCGGCCCCGCGCAUGGUGGGAGGACCCUGGUGGGCACACGAUCGGGGACACCGGCAGACUCAGGGUGGCCGACAUGCGGCUGCUCCUCGACGCCGCCCGCAAGGGCGACGCCGGCAACUACAGCUGUGUGGUGCAGAACCUUGCCGGUACCCGCAGGACGCAGGUGCACGUCUUUGUCGCAGUGCCGCCGUCCGUGACGUCCCACCCCCUGGACCUGGUGGUGGACGAGGGCGAGGACACGGCGCUGGUGUGCGCUUUCACGGGGUCGCCCCACCCGGUCACCCACGUCUCCUGGCACCACGGGGAGCGGCCGCUGCGGGAGCCCUCGCCCCACGCCACCUUCCACCCCAACGGGACGCUGGUGCUGCGCCACGUGGGGCUCACGGACGCCGGCGAGUACACCUGCCAGGUGAACACCACAGGGUUCCCACCCGAGACGGCCAAGGUGGCCACCAUCACAGUCAGGGAGCGCCUCAAGUUUGUGCCAGCCCCCGUGAGCCGUAACCUGGAGCUGGGCUCCAACGCCAAGGUUUACUGCAAGGCCCGGGGCAGCCCGGCGCCCAUCGUGCGCUGGAUCAAGGAGGGACAGCAGCCCUACCUCGAGUGGCCCCCCCACAUCCGGGACGACAACGGCACCCUGCGCUUCCAGGGGGUGCGCGACCAGGAUGCGGGGCGCUACACCUGCAUCGCCACCAGUGCCCAGGGACUCAUCAACGCCACCGUGCGACUCGACGUCAUCGUGAUGCCCCGAUUCACGGUCCAACCGAUGACAACGAAGGCUGUAGAGGGCUACAGCGCGAUGCUUCACUGCAAGGCGACGGGCGACCCGCCGCCCACUAUACAGUGGGACCGCAACAACAUCCUGAACAACUUCGACCCACAGCGCUACCAGGUCAUGGACAAUGGGUCACUGCUCAUCUCGGAGGUACAUCGGGAUGAUGACGGCAAGUAUGGCUGCACAGCGGGUAACAGCGGCGGCCUCAGGCGAGUUGAAGCCAGCCUGGUUGUGCUCGGUUCUGAGGGCUACUCCUCUGGCAGCCUGCCAGGGGUGGGGGACCCUGGCGAGAACACGAUGGCCAAGACGGUGACCAUCACCCUAGGCGCCGCCGCCAUCUACAUGAUGCUCGUCAUGGGACUCAUGAUCUGGUGCCGCUUCAGGAGGGCACGCAGGAAAGCCAUGCUGCUCCUGCAGGUCACCUCCGAAGUGGGCAAGUCGGACGACGAGGGCGGAGCCACGACGGAGCUCCGCGACAAAGCUGCCGUGGGGCGUGAGCCUGCGGUGCGAAGCGACAACGGCGGGGACGCCCUGUCGCACAGCUCAGGCUCGCACUCGCAGCACUCCAAGCGCAGCCGCUCCUCGUACGACCGGCUUCAGUACCCGAGGCACGACCUCCACACCAUGAUGCUCCUCGGUCGCGGCGAGUUUGGGGACGUGUUCCUGGCAAAGGCCCGAGGCAUCAGAGAGGGCGACCAGGAGACGGUGGUGAUGGUGAAGGCACUGCACUCGCGGGAGGAGUGGGCCCACGCCGACUUCAAGCGGGAGAUGGACAUGUUCCACAAGCUCAACCACGAGGGCAUCACCCGCGUGCUCGGAGUGUCGCGCGAUGUCGAGCCCUUCCUCGUCAUCAUGGAGUACACGGACUGGGGCGACCUGAAACAGUUCCUGCUGGCAACGCAGAAGGAAAGCCAGCGUAAAGGUCCCAAGCCCCCGCCGCUCGCCCAGGCCCAAUCCAUCGGCGUCUGCCACCAGGUGGCACUGGCCAUGGAGCACCUGGCCAAUCACCGCUUCACACACCGCGACCUGGCGGCUCGCAACUGUCUGGUCACCUCCCGCCUCGACGUCAAGGUCAGCUGCCCCGCCCUAUCGCGGGACAGCUAUGCCAACGAGUACGCCGUCCACCGGAACCGAUCGGUGCCAAUCCGCUGGACGCCCGCGGAAGCGCUCUUCGAAGAUGAGUGGUCCACAAAGAGCGACGUGUAUUCCUUUGCGGUGCUCGCCUGGGAGGUGUUUUCGCAAGGGGCGCUGCCGCAGGGCGACAAGGACGACGCGGCGGUUUUGAAGAUGCUCCGCGGCGCCGAGCUGCGCUGGGGCGCCCCGGAGAACGUUCCGGUGGCAUUUGUGGAGCUGCUGAACCGCUGCUGGCAGCGGUCGCCGCGGGACAGGCCGGCAUUUGGGGAGGUGGCUCUGCGCAUCGGGGAAAUCUUUGUGGACAGCAACGUCUGAUGCUCCGCAGCUACGGCGAUCUGCCGACUUUGCGGGAUGGAUGUUGGAGCGGCAAUGCUGCGACGCUGCAGGAGUAGCGUCGAGAGACCGAUGUCAUAUGGAACCAAUGGUGCGGAAACGACGUUGUGGGAGUGAUGUUGGAGACGACUCUGUGCGGCGCUCCGGAUUCUGCGGUUCGCUGUGCAUCGUGUAAGUGCACACGUCACGUCAGUCCAGCAGGGACGUUUGUCCUUGCAGUGUAGUUGCAAACAUUGCAACAAUGUGCUUUUUGCAUUGCUGCAAGUGGCAGGUUAUAAUUUCGGCAUGUCUCUGGAAGUUUCCGAUAAAACGGAUUCGGAGAUAUCUGGGUUCUACGGAGUGGCACUCCAAUUGUGCGGAUGAAAAUACCAUCAUUGUCCUAUCCGUAUGGCUUGGGUUUGAUGGUGAACACCGAAGUAAAUACAUUUUGUUUUGUGUUCAGGCAGUGCGUAUGUUGCAGCUGAACAACGUUCCGAGUGGGAUCACACAUUAGUGUCAUUGUAAACCGUCUGGUAAAGUAAUGUUGAAGCUACCGACGACAGAACCAUCUGUUUGUGGCACAACUACAGACUCCUGCUUGAAGUAUGCAAGGAAACUUUUGGGAAUCCUCUGUGAAAUCAUGUAGUUGCGCUGGUAGUGUUUCAGGCAAGUUCUCGCUCUAAGUGCUCUUGUACACCGCACAGCAUGCUCCACAGGGGUUUUUCUGGUCGGUCGGGUGGUAACAUUGGAAGUGCCACAGCACUACCGUUGUGGCAUCAUGGCCAUUUUAAUGCUGUUUACAGACAGCAGACACUGCGGUCUCUUUGCGGAUUCAGACACGCUAAUUUUUAUAAGACAUUUUCACGUUUUGAACUUUUUAUAAACACAAUCUUUGCUAAGCAAACGGUUUUGUUGGGAAUGGCCCUUGUCACCUUCCUUUCAUUGGAACUCUAAUGUCUUGUCAACCGAGCAGAAUGAAAAGUUUUCAGAGGAAAAGUGUCUAUGGAACUGUCCAACUGAAUUGAUGCUUUUAUCAUUAGUGGAGUUUUACAGCCAAGAGUCAUAUUGAGUCAUAAUACACAACAAAGAACCUUCUGCUGCCAUUUUUACAUCACUUUUUGACUUUUUACUCACUUUUACAGACCAUUUUUAUCUGCUUGUCGGCAGUGCAAAAAUCUAGCGAGUUGUAAACCGUAAGUGGGGAGAUUCGAAGUGGGUGACGAUGCCUUAUGUAGGUCGUAACUGGGGAUGAUUUUUGGUUCUCUACGAACUUCGAAUUUCUGUUGCAACAAAAGGACUAGUACAUAUACACAUACCAUCCAUUUUUCCUGUAAGCUCCAAGACACUGCAGGUUUCAUAUAGCUUUGAUGUGCCAAGGUGCAAGUGCAGAUUGGCUUAUGAAAGGUAGUAUAUGUUAAGUUCUUGUCAACACCAUUUUUUGUGCUUUUUUUUAUGGCUACUGUCAAGACCAGUUAUAAUGAAGUCGGUUAUAACGAAAUAGCGGCUACAGCGAAGUAAUCACGAUAUCCCAUUCUCUUUUGAACUUCGUUCGAACCGAGGUCGGUUAUAACGAAAUAGUGGAUAUAGCGAAGUGAUUUCCGAUUCCCGUUGACUUCGUUAUAACCGUUCUCGACAGUAGUUCCAACAGCACUGAUUGGUGUUACAGGAGGAUAAUAUCUGACAAUUACAUUUGUCUUUGUUUGUCCACCAAACAGUCCUUUUGAAAUUAGGGGUGGCUAUGGAGUGAGCAACUAUGCAAUCCUUGGCAACAUUUCUACUGCACUCUACAUGCUGCAAGGCUUGUUUAUUACUCGUGAGUUUGUGCAUAUUUAAGUUGCAGAUAUUUAGAGACUCUCAAAAGUGUCUUUAGAAGGGGUUUACAAGCUUUCAUGAACACUGAAUGUUUCCGAUGUUCUCCGAAAAACUAACAUCCAUAGUACCUUUGCGGUAUUUCAUGUUCUCAUCGUACUGACCACUCUGCAUGGACGCAAAGCGAUAAAGAGAAUGUCUCCUGAAAAGUCUAGCUUGUCCGCUGAAGUAAUCCUGAGUCAUUUCUUGGAUUUUAAUGUAGCACGCUUGUGUAAGAGGUGGUGAAAAAUACCUUUCUCAAAGAGCAAGUCCAAGCUCACGCGAUUCAUGGGUUCAAAUUUAAACGUCGAAACAGUGGCUGUUAGAGAACCAUGCUGAAUGUCUUAUGCUGUGUCAACAUUCCCGUCACUUUGUCUACGAAGCCGCUUGAAAGUUUGGUACUGCAAUCUAGAGGCUAUCUCGUGUCCAUUCUCUGCGUGUUCACUCGGUGGCAUCGCCAAGAAAGUCUAUAGUGUUGAGGAUGCGGUGGGGACGCCGAGGUACCAGCUCAUUCUGACACUAAUGUAAUUUAUUCCAUCCACUCAUCUUCCACCAGCCGCUCGACGCGCCUUACCACGACGGAAGACCGCCCUUCUGUACAGAACUCGCUCCCAGUGUCCUCGCCUUCACACUCUGUCCGACAGGGCUAGUCACGGUUUUCAUGUUUUCGUAUACCCUCUGGUGACUUUGAGGGGGUUCCGCAAGCCGGACUUCCCUAGGUUCGUUUUUCGGCGUCUUGUUUUUACGAUAAUAGUAUAGCUUGCGAUUGUAUCUGCUUUUGGCUUUCCAGUUGAAAAUCUCCAUGCAACGAAUCUUGUUGUUGCUUGUUUUAGUCACAGGGUGAGAAGAGCGGGGUGUUUUUUUCGAAUGCCUGGCCUCUAGCUAGCAUGUGCUCAUUACUUUUUGCCGUGUUUCAGAGACGCCAAAGUGUUAUCCAAGGUAGGAACCUCGAGCUGGAGGUGGGGCAACUGACACUCCUUGCUGACUUUCUUGUCCGUCCAGUGACUAUAAUAGUACAGGGAGUUCCUGAGAAAAGAGAACCGAGUCUUUUGGCCCGGAUAAAUAAACUAUGCAUUGCAGGAAGCUCAAACUCCAUGAGAAUCUGACGCAAGCAGUUGGAAUAAAACGCGAAAGUUUGAGAACAUGACAUUACCUGCAUAAAAAGAUAAUUGAGGAAAAACUAAAUUUAGCUAUGAGCAGACAGCCACCUAAGCCUAACAUCAUCAAAACAGGAAAUUACAUUGUGGAUCGCUUGUAUUGUCUAUUUCACUGAGAAAAAAACUUGACAGCAAGAAAGCAAACAAUAUCCUCUUUCUUGCUAAUGAGUGUUUUUCACUAAUAUAAUUCUCACUAGCACCCAGGAUGCCAGUUCUUGUUUUAAUGAUGUUAGGCUUAGGUCGCUGUCUGCUCAUAGAAAAUUUCAGCUUUUCCUCAAUUAUCUUUUGAUCGAGGUAACGUCAUUUUCUUAAACUUUCGCGUUCUCACCCAUCUGCUUGUGUCACAAUUUCACUGAUUUGGAGCUUUCUGCAGUGCAUAGUUUGUUUACCUCGGCUGAAAAACACGGUUCUCUUUUUUCGGAGGCACCCUGUAUUAUAUAUCUCUGAAUCGGUUGCAGGUGUUGUGAUGACCACAUCACUGAAUAUUUUUACGGGCCUGAAAGGCGGGGCAUUUAUUAUUUCGGUUUGAGCACGGUGAAAGAAGUUUUCAAAACUUGUAGGUGAAAAUUUUUUUUCUCUUGGCAACACAAAUGUCUAUUUAUUGUCAGCUACUCGUUGGGUAAAGUUUUUAUCGAAAGAAAAAAACAGCUUUUGUGUGUAUUGUAUAAAGCCUUAAGACUGCUUACAUUAUGUCAAAGUAUGCAUGCCACAAAAACCAUGCAGAUUUUUUUUUCUUUCAAUGAUCUUUACAAUGCCAGUAUUUAAUGCUGCUUCAAAAUGCGGGGUGUGAAAACAUUGGCGCUUUCACAAAGUUGCCGGUUUCCUUGGCAUUUUGGAGCAGGCACGCAUAUUCAAAUGCUUUCUCUUAUUGACAUAUCUUUGUUAGGCAAUCAUAUAAUAUGCAUGAACAUCUCAGUGUGUGUGCAUGUAUAUGCCUGUAGUCUGGUGUGUAGAAUGUAUGCUUUUUAUACUGUACAUAAAGCUUGAAUCAUGCAUUUUGACAAUAAAAAAGUAAUUAUGCAAAUCCU